UUUGCUGCUGUUUCUUUCCCUUGAAAUGGUUUAACCAAGAGCAUAAUACUUUUUAAUCAAGUUUUCUCUUUCUAAAGAAAUUAUUUUCUUUCAUUUAUUUUUUGUUCUUAUUAACAAACAAUAACAAAAUAUCACAAUCUAUUUAUCAAUCCAAGUUGAUAACAUUGUCACUUAACGAGAUUGAGUCAAAUUUUCCAAUUCGUGUUUCUUAAUCACAUAAUUCGUCGGAUGGCGACACAUUCAUUUCAUCACCAGCUGACCUUAAGAGGAAAGAGCCUAUCCAUAGUUGUACGAAUAAGCUCAACCAUUUUAAGAGCAACAAUUUAGAAAAAAAAUUCAAUUGAAUUAAAAGUAAAUUAACUUGAUUGUUGUGAUGUUUUAGUCAUAAUCUGCUAUAAAAUUAGUUUACUUCCUGUCAAAUAAGUGAUCAUCUAAUUCUAGGUUUGAGAUAACCUUAUCUUUUGUGUAAAUGGAAUGAUUUGUUUACAUAGUAAUCGUAUUGGCAGAUUAAUAUUUUCAUCUUUGAAGGUUAAUCAGCUUCGAUUGGGUUCCAAUCAAUUAUCUUUGGUUCAACAGCGUUCAAUCAACACCAGUCGAGUUAAUUGUUUCUGGAGACCAUUUCAAUUCAGUCAUCUCAAGAGUAUAGCUCCCAAUUCUCAUUCACACUUUAAUCCAGAUCGGACUUAUGGUGCAAUCCUGAUCAUUGCAGUUACCAUUUCUGUGCUCAAUAUUCCCAAUUUUUUUCUAAGAUUCAUUCCCGACAUUUAUGAAGCUUUUGUAGAUUCAAUUUAUUAUCUCGUCUCUGAUUUCGAUAUAACCGAUUCAUAUACUCCUGGUGUCAACAAAUCAGCCCUAGUUGAUCAGGUCAAGAAAAACGAUUCAACUGAUAAAUCAUCUGCUCCUGUUACCGGUCCUAAAGAAGUUAAAUCGAAUUAGUAAAUCAUGUUAUCCUCCAUGUUAAAAGAACAUCAAUGUAAACAACAAGAGAGGAAAGAAGAGAUUGAGAAGCAAAAAACUGAAGCUUCUGAUUCUGUAGUUGAAUUAACUCAUCAUAUGGUUGAUCAUCUUAAUGAUGGAGUGGCUCAAGCUUAUCUUAAUCAAUGUAAAUUGGAUGCUGAGACUAAACAAUUACACGCUAAUAUUACUCAAUUUUCAAAACAGGCAAAUCAAUGGUUAACCCUAAUGCAAAGCCUAAAUAAAUCAGUCAAGGAACUUGGUGAUGUCGAAAAUUGGUCAAAAAGUAUCGAAAAUGAUCUUCGUCUUGUAUCAUCUGCUUUAGAAUAUGUUUAUAAAGUUGGUCCACAAUCAAAGAGUUAAUCUGUAAUCAGUUUAGGGAAAUUCAAUCAACAAUCAAACCAAUUGAUUAUUCUAGCAGAUUAACAAUUGAUCCAAUAUGUUUUACUAAAUUGAAUAACAAUUGUAGUCAGAAAUUAAAUUAGUUGGUGAUGACGAAUAUUAAUUAAAAUUAGAAGAUAAAAAAUUAUAAUCAACAGAAAAA
This is a messenger RNA of Panonychus citri (citrus red mite), 1498 nucleotides long. Its product is annotated as biogenesis of lysosome-related organelles complex 1 subunit 1-like. The transcript is spliced from 3 exons. Gene Ontology annotation, cellular component: BLOC-1 complex. Gene Ontology annotation, biological process: endosomal transport. Lineage: Eukaryota; Metazoa; Arthropoda; Arachnida; Trombidiformes; Tetranychidae. Bases 943 to 1317 code for a protein of 124 amino acids. The record is from RefSeq and is a predicted model, not a curated record.